This is a messenger RNA of Etheostoma cragini (Arkansas darter), 1101 nucleotides long. RefSeq names its product lymphocyte antigen 75-like. The transcript has 6 exons. Bases 1 to 1101 code for a protein of 366 amino acids. The record is from RefSeq and is a predicted model, not a curated record. Lineage: Eukaryota; Metazoa; Chordata; Actinopteri; Perciformes; Percidae.
AUGUUGGGUAUUCUCCUUUUAUCAGGCUUCUGUUCAUGCUUUUAUAGUUACCAUUUAAUCACUGAACCAAAGACUUGGUUCGAAGCUCAAAAGUACUGCAGAGAAAAGUACUCAGACCUGGCCAGCGUGGACAACGUGGAGGACAUGGAGCGGCUGGUUUCAGCUGCUGCCAAAGGUUAUGAGGGAAAAGCUUGGAUAGGCCUGCAUGACCUGUUGAACAGCUGGCAGUGGGCUUUCAGGGAGAGAGGUUUCUAUGGACCGGACGAAUGGAACUUCAGGAGGUGGAAGGAAGGUCAACCAAAUGACAGAAUGGGAUUUGGGAAGUUGUGUGUUUAUUUACAUCAAGGUUUCUGGUUUGAUGAUGGCUGCACUGAAGCUAACCCCUUUGUCUGCUAUCAGAAAUUGUUGACUGACCAGGGAGUCGGUGUUUAUGUAUUUAUAGACAAAGAGAUGACAUGGGACAACGCUCUGGCCUACUGCAGGAAGGUCCACACAGACCUGGCCAGUGUGAGAAACGACUAUGGGAAUAACGUAAUCAAGGAGGCUGUAGGAAGAAAAAGAGUUUGGAUCGGCCUGAACAGAUACAUCUGGAGCUGGUGGUCAGAUGGCACUGAACACGCAUUCCGUUACUGGGCAGAUGGACACCCGGAAAACUUAACUGAGAGCUGUGCUGCAAGUGUGAUCAACGCUACUCAGCUUGGAAAGUGGGUGGAAAACCACUGCAACGAAAAACUUCAUUUUGUGUGCCAAAACAAUAAGAGGAAGUUGUUUAACGUUAAGCUGAAAGUACUGAAAACCACAGUCGACUUGAAUGUCCCUGCUGUGACGGACGCCAUCUUGAAUCAGAUCAAGAAGAAGCUGAUGAAGCAGGGGAUUACAAGUGAUUUAAACAUGUUCUGGAUAAAGACGGGCAAAAACAUCUUCCACAAAGAAGAGGAGAAUGCAGAUGCAGCAGAGGAGCCAGACGCCACCAGGGACACUCGCGGGGAAGGCUGGAGGGCAGACGAGAGGGCAGACGAGAGGGCAGACGAGAUCACAGACGAGAUUGCAGACAGGAGCACAGGCAGGAUAACAGGCAAACUGGAGAUGUGCAGCACAUGA